Molecule: messenger RNA, 489 nt
Organism: Raphanus sativus (radish)
Lineage: Eukaryota; Viridiplantae; Streptophyta; Magnoliopsida; Brassicales; Brassicaceae
Product: jacalin-related lectin 24-like
Exons: 2
Coding region: 1-489 (162 amino acids)
Source: RefSeq, a predicted model, not a curated record
AUGGGGCCAAUUGGCCGGAGAGAUUACAUUCGUAUAAUCGAAUGGGACGAGGUGGGCCACAACAUAAUCUCACACAUAAUCGUGUCAUAUGACAUAAGUGGAGUAAGAUCCAUCCAGUUUGGUUACGUCGAAAAUGGAGCUCUGGUCAUGUCAAAAACUUAUGGAGGAUCACCACUUGGCUUAAGCAGCCGAAUCGUGAGGCUGAAGCAUGAGUCUGAGUUUAUCACUGGGAUUAGCAUGGAGAUAUACAGUAAUUCUAUAACCUCUCUGACGUUUCAUACAAAUCAAAGGAAACACGAGGCGGUUCACUUGACAUUCGAUACCAAAUUCUCAAAACCUCAGAAGAUGGAGUUGCAUUCCGGGAUACUUGAACGGAGUGAAUUUGGAGGUUUCUUUGGAACUCGUGGCGAUUUCGACUUGUUCUCAAUUGGUAUCUGUGUAAGGCUUAACCUCCCUGGUGCUGAGAAGAUUAAAAACGAGAAGGUAUGA